Messenger RNA from Rotaria socialis, 726 nucleotides. NCBI's taxonomy places the organism in Eukaryota, Metazoa, Rotifera, Eurotatoria, Philodinida, Philodinidae. The record is from the annotation of a GenBank genome assembly.
AUGGGUGAACUUAUUCAUUCUGUAGCACGAAGUAUUCGAUUUGUCGAUGAUGCAGCUGUGGCCAAAGAAACAAAAUUAGGGUCAAUUGAAGAGAUAGGAAAGGACGACGACCACGACGAAACGUAUCUCGUUUCUAUCGAGGAAGUAGUUGAACCUCUUGAAUUACUUCUACCUGAGAUCAAAAGCAAGACCGCUCUAGCAAAGCAGCAUGCAAAAAUGUACCAUGAUUCGCUCUCACUCGAUGAGUCGAGUUCGCUUGCGCUCUACUCUAUGGAAUGGGAGCCUCAUGCUGAAUGCCUUUACGUCGUUCUCAACGCCACUUUGAGAUCUGAAAAUCGGGCCAAUCUCACUCCCUGGUAUCUCUAUUUGAAAUUAAUUAUUACUGCAUUAUCGCGAUUGCCAUCGGUUCAUAUGACCGUUUAUCGUGGUAUCCAACUUGAUUUAAGCAAAAGUUAUCCUAAGGGCACAACGUUUACCUGGUGGAGCUUUUCAUCAUGUACUGCUUCAGUUGAUGUUCUCCAAUCCUCCAUGAGCACAAUCGGCGCUCGUACGUUAUUCGCUAUUGAAUGUCUAUCGGGUAAAGACAUUCAGCAUCAUUCACUUUAUCCAAACGAACAGGAGAUUCUGUUGAAUGCAGGAAUACGAUUCCAAGUAACUGCACAUUUUCAACCAUCGAAUGAUCUUCACAUCAUUCAAUUGAAACAGUUGGAACAACCAAGUUCGUGA